GCUGCCGUCCUCGACGUUUGCCCGCACACACCGACGCUCGCAAUUCUGUGUUCUACGUUAACGAAAAAAUGUCACAGGAACCCUUAUUUGACCCCUCGCUGAAGAAACGCAGCAAGAAGAAGCAAGUCGCGUUCUCAGAGGAUCCCCUUGGCGCAGAUGCAGACCCUACCACCCCCGCACCCGCCAUCAUCGAAGACACCACCGCCAACGGAGAUGCAGUUGAUUUGGGACCGAAGACAGUUCACGAGCAGAUGAAGGCAAAUGGAAUCGGUGCUGAUGAGGAACUUGAGCCGAAGGAAGUCAAAGAGGAUGAUGACUUCGCUGCAUUGCUUGGGGAGAAGAAGAAGAAAAAGAAGAAGGCGAUCCCACUCGAUCUUGGCGAGGAAGGCUCUGGCACGUCCACACCGGUCGGCGCUCCGGUCACCGAAGACCUCGAUUUCUCAGACCUCAAGAAGAAAAAGAAAUCCUCCAAGAAGAAAGCCGCUUUCGAUCUUGAGGCGUUUGAGAAGGAGCUCAAUGAGUCGAAAGCCAAGGAUGGCGCUGAUGAUGAAGAGGAGGGUGAUGACGGGGAACACUUCAAUGACAUCGACGAAGCAGAACUUGGUGACGACCCAUUCGCACAUGGGGAAGCACCGACCGAUAUCGACGCGGGUAACGAGCCUUGGCUUAGCAGUGACCGCGACUAUUUCUAUCCUGAGCUCCUCUCUCGCUUCUACAACUCGCUUCACGUCUCCAACCCAGGUCUUCUCACCUCGGGUGGCAAACGAUACACUAUAGCACCCCCUUCCAUUCAUCGCGAAGGCAACAAAAAAUCCAUUUUCGCAAACAUAUCAGAUAUCUGCAAACGGAUGCAUCGGCAGCCGGAACAUGUCAUCCAAUAUCUGUUUGCUGAAUUGGGUACCACCGGUUCCGUUGAUGGUUCUGGUCGGCUUGUCAUCAGAGGUCGCUUCCAACAAAAGCAGAUCGAGAAUGUGUUGAGAAGAUACAUCAUUGAAUACCUCACCUGUAAGACUUGCAAGUCUCCCGACACUCUUCUCACGAAGGAGAACCGUAUUUUCUUCAUGUCGUGCGAGUCUUGCGGCUCAAGACGAUCCGUGAACGCGAUCAAGAGCGGUUUCCAGGCCCAGGUAGGGAGGAGGAGCAAAAACAAGACUGGUUAA
Molecule: messenger RNA, 1160 nt
Organism: Heterobasidion irregulare TC 32-1
Lineage: Eukaryota; Fungi; Basidiomycota; Agaricomycetes; Russulales; Bondarzewiaceae
Exons: 3
Coding region: 69-1160 (363 amino acids)
Biological process (GO): translational initiation; formation of cytoplasmic translation initiation complex; formation of translation preinitiation complex
Cellular component (GO): eukaryotic translation initiation factor 2 complex
Molecular function (GO): translation initiation factor activity; mRNA binding; translation initiation factor binding
Source: RefSeq, a predicted model, not a curated record